This is a messenger RNA of Ogataea angusta, 747 nucleotides long. RefSeq lists its product as uncharacterized. Gene Ontology annotation, biological process: glycolytic process. The record is from RefSeq and is a predicted model, not a curated record. The coding region runs from base 1 to 747 and encodes 248 amino acids. The transcript has a single exon. NCBI's taxonomy places the organism in Eukaryota, Fungi, Ascomycota, Pichiomycetes, Pichiales, Pichiaceae. Gene Ontology annotation, molecular function: intramolecular phosphotransferase activity.
AUGCCAAAACUUAUCCUUGUUAGACACGGUCAAUCCGAAUGGAACGAAAAGAAUCUUUUCACCGGGUGGGUGGAUGUGAGUCUUUCUUCAGUCGGUCGGACGGAAGCUGCUAGAGCUGGUGAAUUGCUCAAAGAAUCAGGCCUGAAGCCAGAUAUCCUUUUCACCUCCAAGCUGACCAGGGCCAUACAAACUGCCAACAUCGCAUUGGAAAAGGCAGAUAGACUUUUCAUCCCAGUUGUCAGAUCGUGGAGAUUGAACGAGAGACAUUACGGUGCUUUGCAAGGUAAAGACAAGGCAGCAACUCUGGCACAAUAUGGUGCAGAGCAAUUCCAAACAUGGAGAAGAUCGUACGAUGUUCCACCUCCACCAAUUGAUGAUUCUUCUGAAUUUUCUCAAUUUGGGGACGAGAGAUAUAAAGACAUCGAUCCUAACGUUUUGCCAAAGACCGAAUCUUUGGCACUCGUGAUUGAUAGACUGCUUCCAUACUGGCAGGACACCAUUGCCAAGGAGCUCUUGGAAGGAAAAACUGUUAUGAUUGCUGCUCACGGAAACUCGCUGAGAGCUUUGGUUAAGCAUCUGGACAACAUCUCAGAUAAGGAGAUCGCUGGUUUGAACAUUCCAACCGGUAUUCCUCUCGUCUAUGAGCUGGACGAGAAUCUGAAGCCAACUAAGCCAUCCUACUACUUGGACCCAGAAGCAGCUGCUGCUGGUGCAGCUGCCGUUGCAGCUCAAGGACAAAAGAAAUAA